AUGUUCAACUAUCGCGAGUCUCAACAAGGCUCUUCUUCAUAUAGCGGAGAAUCAAACGGCAUCCCUUUUAACGAACCACCUUCACCAGUCGAAGCAAGUCUUCUUUGGUUAGAUACUCUCAAGGCUAUUAACAAAUAUGACUGGAAAAUUGGACACUACUUAAGAAAGGGAAAUAACAGAGAGAAGCUGAACUUCGUUCUACUUCCCAAGACAGACGAAGAAUUAAGAAAGCUAAAGACAAACUUGGAGAAUAACCGCAAAGCAAUUCUCAUCAACAAUGCUGAUAUUAAUGAAGUUGCUGAAAGCAUCAAAAGACUUGAUAUCAGAGAAAAACGAGUUGUUAAUGCGAUAAAGAUUCUAAACUUGUUUGGGGUGGUUGGUAAUAUUGAAGAGUUGACUAGAACUAUUAACCAAAUGGGUCUCUAA
Batrachochytrium dendrobatidis JAM81 is the source of this 426-nucleotide messenger RNA. RefSeq lists its product as uncharacterized. The record is from RefSeq and is a predicted model, not a curated record. The coding region runs from base 1 to 426 and encodes 141 amino acids. Lineage: Eukaryota; Fungi; Chytridiomycota; Chytridiomycetes; Rhizophydiales. The transcript is spliced from 2 exons.